Truncatella angustata is the source of this 462-nucleotide messenger RNA. RefSeq lists its product as uncharacterized. The record is from RefSeq and is a predicted model, not a curated record. Bases 1 to 462 code for a protein of 153 amino acids. NCBI's taxonomy places the organism in Eukaryota, Fungi, Ascomycota, Sordariomycetes, Amphisphaeriales, Sporocadaceae. The transcript is spliced from 4 exons.
AUGAUACUGUGCUUACAGCUGAGUGCCACUAUUGUGAUAGUCCCUGCGCUGGGUACUACUGCUGUGAUUCCUGUUGCGUGUGGUAUACCAACCUCCUCUAUUACGGCUGUGUUGUUUGAAAUAAUUCUGCGUCUCGUCACUAAGGCGACUUACCCAUUCUUCUUGGGAAUUCGCGGUGAAGAGGAAGGGAAGAAAACGGAUCAUCCUGUUUUUGUGAGGAUUCUUCCAAAAUCUAGUGACCGGAAUGGAUCAUAUGAGAUUGUGAAUUACCAGUUUUCGGUCGCCGUUCGACGUGUCUAUCUUCAUACUGUUGACAGCAGUCUUGCGGAAGAGUCCAAGUUUGUCGGCAAUGGCUUAUUCGGAGCAGUCUCGCUCGAGCUGGCCAAGGACAAGACGGAACUAAUUGUCAAUUUAUACCCGACGUCCCCAGCCAUUGGUGUGACGAUGAACAACCAGGCUUGA